AUGGAUUGGGAGUUGAGCUCACGGGAUAAUGACCAUUGUACGGACGAGGAUGACCAUUAUACAGACGAGGAUGACCAUCAUGCGGACGAGGAUGACCAUUAUACGGACGAGGAUGACCAUUAUACGGACGAGGAUGACCAUUAUACGGACGAUGAUGAUCAUUGUAUGGACGAGAAUGACCAUUGCACCGACGGGGAUGACCAUUGUACGGACGGAGAUGAUCAUUGGACGGACGAGGAUGACCAUUGUUCCGACGAGGACGACCAUUGUACAGACGAGGAUGACCAAUAUACGAACGAAGAUGACCAAUAUGACCAUCGUACGGACGAGGAUGACCAUCGUACGGACGAGGAUGACCAUUGUUCCGACGAGGAUGACCAUUGUAUCGACGAGGAUGACCAUUGUACUAACGAGGAUGAUCAUUGUACCGACGAGGAUGACCAUUGCACGGACGAGGAUGGCCAUUGUUCCGACGAGGUUGAUUAUUGUACGAACGAGGAUGACCAUUGCACGGACGAGGAUGACCAUUGUAAGGACAAUGAUGACCAUCGUACGGACGAGGUUGAUUAUUGUACGAACGAGGAUGACCAUUGCACGGACGAGGAUGACCGUUGUAAGGACGAGGAUGACCAUUGUACGGACGAGGUUGACUGUGGUUUUGGUAAUAGAUUUUAA
This is a messenger RNA of Pecten maximus, 675 nucleotides long. RefSeq names its product prostatic spermine-binding protein-like. Bases 1 to 675 code for a protein of 224 amino acids. The transcript has 3 exons. The record is from RefSeq and is a predicted model, not a curated record. Lineage: Eukaryota; Metazoa; Mollusca; Bivalvia; Pectinida; Pectinidae.